Molecule: messenger RNA, 4099 nt
Organism: Owenia fusiformis
Lineage: Eukaryota; Metazoa; Annelida; Polychaeta; Sabellida; Oweniidae
Source: the annotation of a GenBank genome assembly
AAUUUUUCUAGUUGGGUCGAGCAGGAAAUUUUUCAUGGUGGAGAAAGAAAAAAGAAGCCGGUAGAAAAGGAGAAAAAAAUCGAAUAUUUAUAUUCAUUUUCCCUUUUACGGCUUUAUAAAAAGAUUCAUAGUGAGUUUAUUGUCUAUUGACAUCAAAAUGUCGAAUCAAACAAGCCAGAAAGUGAGACGAAAUCAGUCACCUUCAACCAUGCAGCGACCGAUGAAAGCGAUCCAUACGUUUUCAUUGAAACAAGGUAGCCCUACCCGCAAUAAUGGUCGAAAAAGUAGUCAAUCGUCAUCUCCUACACCAAUAGCAACAUCUGACGGACAUAGAGUAAAGACCAGGCGAUCCCCUGAUAAUCGUUCUUCGCCCGAAAGACGUAGUCCAAGUUCCCCAAGUCAGUUCAAAGUUGAAAGACCAAAACCUGUGAGAUUAUCUCCGAGUGGUGGAAUAAGACGUACAGGGUCACUAGACACAAUAGCUGGGCCCUACCUGACGGGACAAUGGCCACGAGACAGAAGGGAAGUAAAUGUUUCACACAGUGUACCAGAACAGCCAGCUGACAAGUCAACACAGACCCCUGAAGAAUGGGAAGAUAUGAAUGAUAAAAAGAGUAAAAAAGGCCAUAAACGAUCUGCAUCUCUUGGUAAUGGAGACCAACAACUAAAGGAAAAAAUCAAACAACAUCUUCAGAGAAGUAAAGAAGGGAGUAAGCAAAGUGCGGCACGCAGUCAGCGCCAGAGUCCAGUCCCUGGUAACCAUGCAGCGAUACAGACCGCUCCAACCACAUGUAAAGCUCCCAGUCAACCUAUUAUGAUCAAUAUCCAACACAUUCCUAAGGUGCCAAGGUAUCGUGGCAGUGUAGAAGGUCUCAAUCAGGAGAUUGAGACAUUGAGUCUUGCCAAGGCUACCUCAGGAAAUGACAGUGAUGACUUAGACCGAACUCAGGAACCAACCCCAGAUGGCCAUCGUGCCCCCGUUUUGGAACUAAUAAGCAGCAGCACACGGGACAUAGAUACCCAGACCCCCCUAGAGGAGAGCAGUAGAAAUAGUAGCAGUGCAGGAAGCAGAUCGCAGUCAGUGAGUCCCUCCAUGCCUAUCAUCCCAGGCACUAUGGACACGUCACGACCAAGCAGUCGCGACCUAGACCAGGAUAGGAUAGAAAAAGAUGAUCUUUCUGUGCAGGAGGGUAGUUCACCAGACCCUAUUAUGGUACAGAAAUAUGCCGCCAGCCCACGUCCUAACAAAUCGUAUGCAUUCGUGCGUGAACCACCAGAUGGCUGUGAGAGAGCUAAAGUUAUAGAUGAGAGCCAUGCACCUGUGUUAAAGGAGCCAUUACUAUUCUGUCCAGUAAGAAGUAAUUUGGUGUUUGCUCCAAGUGAGGGCUCAGCAUUCUGUUAUCUUCAAAAAAAUAUAACCAGUGCUGAUCUUGCAAUAGAGUCACCUGCAUCUAAGAAUACACUGACCAGCAUCGAGAGUCAGUAAUGACAUCAUGUUAAGCUAUGAAGCCACGCUAUAUAAUAUUGGAGGCUGAGGCUGUAGGUGAAUUGCUGGUAGAAUACACAGAGUGUGCUAGCUGUGGAACUAAACGGGUAUUAGCUUAUAGUUGAUGGCUGUGUAGACAUCUUAUAUACAGUAGACACAGACUACAUUGAUAUACUACUACCAGUUCAAUGAACACUUCAUUCAGGCCUCAAUUGGAGAGUAACUUGGAAGUAGUUUUGUUGCAAAGGUCCAGUGCCAUUACCAUAGUUUAACAGCCUCUGGAAUGUGGUCCUGCCAUGCCAUUUCUAGCUGUUUGAAGAACAGUUGUGUACAUAAUUUGUUGUAGGAUAAUUAUACCAUGUACACAUUCUUCCAUUUUCUGGAGAAAUUGCUUGAAAAGAUAUGGACACCACACAUGUUAUACAAAGAAUGUAUGAACAUAAAUGACUUCUGAUAAUCCCAAUAUGUUUGAGUGGUGGUUAUAAUAGGAAGCUUGAUACCAUAUGAAAGGAAGGUUUACCACAUACGAAAAGUAGUGGUAUGCCAUGCCCUCCUUUUUAUCUAUCAAUAUCAUAGAGACACUUCAUUGUGCAGCUGUUUGUCUAUCUAUCUACCAUAUAUGGUCAUCGCCCAAAUAUGGUUGCGCCCAAAUAUGGUCAUCUCCCAAAUAUGGUCAUCGCCAGAGGUCAGAGAUCUCAACAGUGGACAACGCAUUUUAUUAAUUCACAUAUGUAAAUAUUUUCCAUUAUUUUCUCAAGUUCAUCUCAUAUUUUUCAUAUUCAAUCCUGUAUAUUGUCCAGUAUAGAUUUGGUUAAUGUACAGUCCAACAUGUUUAUUUUCAUUAGUACUAUAUAUGUUUGGACCUAUUAUUAUAACAUUAUUAUUAUUAUUAUUUCUUAUAUGUUGUACGAAUAGAUGUUUUAUGUGUGAAACACUUAGCUGUUCACAUAAUGUAAAUUUAAUAUGAACCUAGGGUACAUAUUCAAAAUCAAAAGUGUGAGAGAUAAAGAGAGUGGAUGUAAACGAGACUAAAGCAUCAUGAUGUGGUCACUCUUUAAUUUUAAAAUGGAUCAAAAAAGAGGUGAAUUAAGAGGGAAAUCAAGAAAUAAACAUUGAAAUGUUCAUUCUGUAUGGAUGAGUGACAUCUAUACAUGAGUGACAUGCUGCCUUAUUAGCUUAUAUGAAAAGUGAGAUGAUGGUCAUAAAUACCAAAAAAGUACAAAGAUUCCGACUUUCUUUGGCGUUGAACUUUACAGUUAUAUAUGACCAUCAUGUGCUACAUAUAUAUGAGAUUGUCUCAGUAAAACACUGCCAUUGAAUUUAAGUAAUAUUAAGGCCAGUUAGUUUUAAAAUAUAAUGGAUGCAUUCCUGUAUUUUAAAGACAAUAUUUUGUAGUCUUACUAGGACAUAUUAUUAUAUUGUUACUAAGCCGAAGUAAAAUCGAGGCUUGCAUGGCUAACAAUAUAUCAAUUUGGAGGAGGGGAGGUCAGCCUGGUAAAUAUGGAAUUUUGUAGUAGAGAUACAUUUCAGUGACUUUGGAAGCCUUUUAUGCUAAAGUGUAUCUAAGCUAACUGUUAUCGUAUAAUAUAUAUGUGUUCUAUACACUGUGUUGUUUUCGACUGGGUAAAAAUUGAUAUAAUGAAAUAUGGGGGGGGGGGGCUGGGCAUAUAUAUGAUAUGCAUAAUGAAGGCAUUUAUAUAAGCAGUAAAGAACCACAGAUUAUUUAAUGCUAUGCGCUUACUAGCUUCAAUAUAAAUGACAGGCGUAUUUUACGUUCACAUCUCUGUAAAUAAUUAUCUUGUUGAAUAUGAAGCAAAAUACAUGUAAAAAUUGCUUUCAGAAUCAUUUUAACUUUAAUUUCAGACUGUAUGAUUCCUAAAAAUUCUAUCUUUAGUAUUGAAAACCAUCUCAUGACUUAUGAGACAAGCGAAGAGCACAGGGGUUAGAUGCUGAUAAAUAGUACUAGUCUGCUUAAUUAAGAAUUCUGAGACUGUUAACAUUUUGCCCUUUUUACAAAUGCUAAAUAUUAUACUAGUUGUAGUAGGGUCAAGCAAAUGAUGCAGCUUUCGCUUACUAUGAAAGAUGUUAUUUUACAACAAGAUUAUUUAAUUACAAAGUGACAAUGAUGGAAUGAACAUUAUUCUAAUUCUAUACAUAUACUAGGUAUAUACAUGUAUUUAUUUAAAUUAUAUAUUAUUAGGUGCAAUAUUUAGGCUGGCCAUUUUCUCUGGUUCUUUACUGCUAAUGAGUGACACAAAGAUGGAUUCAUGUAAAUAUCUACCUACGCAAUUACAGUAUGAUAAAACAUGGGCUUUAUAUAUUUAUUCUGUCUUUUCUGAACUUCAUUAAACCAGCCUCAUACCAGACAUACCUGUAAAAUGUGAUUACACAUUGUAAUUUGGUCAGUUCCAUGAAAAAAAGAAAUUUAUGCAGACUCUGUUCAUUUUCUGAAUUCAUAUCUACAUUGAACAUGUGAGGUUUGGCAUGCUACAGUGCUAGCCAUAUUAUUGUUGAAUAGAGCCUCUGUGUAAAGAACAUAAGUGAAUAGGACCUGUAUGUAUAGAGUCUUAUUAGGGAAUGACCUUGGUGCAUACUUUAUAUGGCCUGAUAACU